Molecule: messenger RNA, 621 nt
Organism: Phytophthora sojae
Lineage: Eukaryota; Oomycota; Peronosporomycetes; Peronosporales; Peronosporaceae
Exons: 3
Cellular component (GO): cytoplasm; nucleus
Molecular function (GO): hydrolase activity
Source: RefSeq, a predicted model, not a curated record
UUCGCAGCUGACACGAAAGCUGUUGCCCAACUGUACCCAAAAGGAAAAGGCUUGAGCAAGGAGACACUGCAGCAGUUGGCGCUUGUUGAACACAUGAGGGCCACGGAUAUCGAACUAAAAAUGUCCAAGGAAACUGGUGAUAGUAUGCGCAGGGAAAUCGAGCACUUUGAUGAUGUCCCAGUGCUGGAAUCCCACACGGGUCGCGAGUUCCAACGCUACGAUGACCAAGACCGUCGUUUUCUGUCGUGCAUUGUGGCCUCCAGAGCCGACGGGGAAGGUGAAGGCGAAGUUCUUCUCAUUUCGAGCUCAAACCCAGGCAAAAGAGACUGGGUGUUGCCUAAGGGAGGCUGGGACCACGGCGAGACCGUUGAGACGGCUGCGUGGCGCGAGCUCAUCGAAGAAGGAGGGGUGGAGGGAAGCGUUCGGUUUUACUUGAAUCCUAUUACUGAGGGCGACAAGGUCUACUAUCCUUUCAGGAUGGACGCGACGACGGUGUACGACCAGUGGGCUGAAAGCAUGCGCUACCGCAUCUGGGUUUCCUACGCCGACGCGGAAAAACUGCUUUCGAAACGUCCUGAAAUGCUUAAAGUGUUGAGGACUGUGCGCAGUGCAGAGGAGUAA